AGAGAAAAGAAAAAGAAUGAAUUUCGUGGCCUUAUUCGUGUUCAAUCACUUAGUCGUCGUCUUGUCUUGCAUCUGACCCAGUUGCAGAGUGGCUCUCUGGUUCUCUCGGCGGAAGAGUGAGAGAAAGAGUGAGAGAGAGGAACUGCUGCACCACGAGUGAGAAAAAAAAGUGAAGAACGCUAUAUAGCACGCUUGAUACUGGAGAACUGCGACCAUUUUCAUGGACAAUCUCUCCCAUUCUCGCCUUCCCAACAGGGGUUCUACCUCGCUUUCUAAGAAAAUCUGCAAUGGCGGUCAUGGCGCCGGGCAUUUUGCAGCUCAAACUAUCUAUGAUGACGUUUAUGGCGGUCCUCCCAAGUUUGGAGUCUCUGCUUUGUCUCCUCGCUUCGAAGACUACGGUGAGAUUUUCGGGAGCUUCCACGCCCUCCGUGCUUCCUCGAUUCCGAUUCUCGAUCUUCCAGCUGUCGAUGAAUCCGAGGUCUUUUUCGACGCUCGGAGCUCUGCAUUUGACUAUGCGGAGGUUUUUGGAGGAUUCGAUGGUCUGGAUUUUGCGAUUUCUUAUGAGGAACUGGUUGGUCCGUCCAGACGCGUUGACGAUGCUUUUUCGGACGAAGCUUGGACUCCAGCAGGAACUGAAUCUUUGUCAGAUUGUUCGGACCAUUCCGGAAAUUCUCGUUGUAUGUCAAAUGGAGACUCUAAUCAGUCAUGUGAUGGAAGCACUGAGUUUUGCAUAUCGUACAGCAAGGUUAACAGCGAAAACAUUGGACAUAUAUCAAAUGGGAAGAUACACGUAACCCAGUUGGAGAUGCUUCCUGGACACUCAUAUCUGGUUGAUGAAGCAAAUCCCUCACCCAAGGGAACAGAUGGUGAUCCAUCACUGCUGACCAAUGAUGAUAACUAUCUCAAUAUAGAUUUUGAUACAGGAAAGGUGAAGGGAAAACAUCCAAGGAACACUAGGCCACCCCCAGUGGACGGUAAUGGCUCUGGACCAUUAUUAGAGGAUAACCUUGUUUCUCAAAAUGGAUAUGGUAGAGGUGUUUGUCGUUCUCAUGAGGAUUUCAUAAGCGUAUCUGAAAUAAGCCUUAGAACUGAGCCCUCUCAAGUGCCACCACCUUCUCGACCACCUCCCAAGUUUGCUACCAAGAAGGGGGACUCCACGAAAAUGACUUUGAGUUGUGGAGAAGCUGCUUCUGAAAUAAUUCCGGAUGAUCGUACUCUUCCUUUAUUUCAUGUGGAGGUAGAUGCUAGCUCAUCUGCAGCCGUCUCUGCUGCAGCUAUGAAAGGAGCAAUGGAAAAAGCUCUAGCACAGUUACAGAAUGCAAAAGAUUUGUGGGAGAGGAAAAAGGAAGGGGUCCAUGGACGGAUGAGACCGGAUGCAAAAAGUGAUAUGAGAGAAAAGGAAGGAAAUUUGACAAAGAUUCCAAAUAGAUUCAAGAGUUUGGCCGAUGAAAGUGUACAGAUUAUUGGGGAAAUUCAUGACAAUGGAAUGAAUUUUCCUGCUAGAGAGGAGAGGCAAAAGGAUGUGAGGGCAACUGAAGUUUGUUCAACACACUAUGGAGGAGAGGAACUUUUAACAGCUGCUGAAAAGACCGUACCAAUUAGAAGUGGGAGUAGAUUUCUUGUGUCUGACAACUAUGAUUGCUGCAGUGAAUGGAAAGAUGCCACAGGGUUUUUUAAAUUGGCCAGAGCAGAUAUAUCCAGAAAGGAAUUUGAGUCGAUGAACAAUGAUGCGGUUCCCAACAUUCUGGCUGGACAAAUUAGAGUAGAGACCAUCAAUAAAGCAUGGGAAAACGAUAAAGAUCAAGACAAGAGAGGGAAACCAUUCCAUACAUUUCAUGUUCUGAAUGAGGAGGUGAAGAAUUUGGAGAAUAUGGUUCAUGGAAAGGAGGAAGAUAAGAUAAAACUAAAACCAAAUAAAAACGAGACUAGGCAAAAAGAGCAGGUGAAAUUAAAAAUUCAUCAAGAUGUUUGUGAUCUUGACGCAAAUGAUAGGAAAUUUGGAGUUGCUCAAGAGUUUGUGGAAGUAAAAAGGCAAAUAUCUGAUGCUAGUGAACUAGAGAAACAUGAAAAACCUAUUGAGUUUAGACAACUGGACAGCGGGCUAAAAGUUGAGCAACCUAUUUCACCAAGGGAUAUUGAACAAGAAAAGAAAAAGGUUGUUAAAAGAAAGGAAAAUGGAAAUAUUCUCAAGGAACCUCUCAUUGAGAAUGAGAAAAGAGAGAUGUUCAUUGAGGCUUCUGAAAGGGAAAAGCUUGAGCAAAAAAUGAGAAUGUUCCUCGAGCAACAAGAAAAUAAGAAAAGACUGGAUCUGGUUCUUGAGGAUGACAACUUUAAGGAACAGAUGAUUCGUGGAAGACAACUGGAAGGAGUUCAUGAGAUGGAUGAUCAUGGGAAAAAGGGAAAAGAGACUGCCAAUGUUGGAGUAAGUGAGAGACCUGAAUUAGCUCAUGAGAGAGAAGAUGACGACAAAUGGCCACAAGAUUUUCCGUACACAGAAGUAUGUCAAAAAGGAGUUGAUGAUUCAUUUCAGAUUUUGAACAUCGAAGGCAUGCCAAAAGAUGCGGGUAAGUGUGAAGUGACUCAGAUGUUGGUUAAAGAAUUUCAAGAUAGUGAACAUCUGAAGGGUAUAAGCUUGGAGCAUGAUGAAUUAGAGAGAUUGGAGGACAGACACAAAGGAAACACAACAAUACGAUCUCAAGUAUAUGUGGAAAUGAAUGAUUUGGGGAUAUCUGCUGCUGCAAUAAAAAUGAACGAUGACAAAAACCACUUACCCGCGGGACUAGCAUGUUCAACGGGAAUGCAUGAAAAAUUCUCUCAUGUAGAUGAAGGUGAAGAGACGACUGCAGUCACAGUUAAUGAAACUUCGUCCGGAAGUGGUGGAGCUGAAAAUCUGGAACUUAACAAAAAUGCUUGUGUGUCGAGUGCUUGCCAGGCAGAGGUAGAACAUUAUAAAGUUCCAGUUGAAAUGGAAGAUGCAAAUAUUCAGCUUUCUUUCAAUGAAUGGACCAAAAGAACAGUCGAAGAAACAAGCUUUCAACCCAAACUUGGACAUACAGAAGCAGAACCAACUAAUUCGGAAGAUGAACUUUCAUCUGAAAAGUCAACAAGCAUGGAUGAGGGAAAGAAUGAAACUGAAGAGUGCGUUGUUAAGAUGGAAGAUAUGAAAACAUCUCUUCCUCUGGAUAAAAAUGAUGAGAAAGCAGGCCAAGCUGAUGUUUGCAUGGAAGAGUUUUUAGGGAGAAAGAAGUUUGUUAACCGAAUGGGUUCUGAUCCUGAACAUCCAGAAAGUAACUUGUUCUGUUGUCUGGAAGAUAAAGUGAAGUCCUCUGAUCAGGUUGAAGAUAAGGGACAGAAAGUGUCAGUUCAGGGGUUCAAUGUAAGGGCUGAGAAAGGAAGUGGAUUGGAGUCAAGUAGGCCAAAUAUUUCAGAAAGGACACAAAAGAGCGGGGAAUUCAUGCGUGAGAUCAAUGUAAAUCCGGCCACAGAAAGAAAGGAAAAGAUCAUAAACCAGAGCCAUACAUCUAAAGGAAAAGAAAGCGAGAGAGCGAGGAGCGAAGCAGAAUUUGAGAAUGAUAGUCUUCAAAAAUUGGAAGAAGAGAGGGAAAGGGAGAAAGAGAGAGAAAAGGAUAGAAUGCCUAUUGACAGAAUUGCUCUCGAACCACGUGAUAGAGUAGGUGCCGAAACUCGUGAAAAGGCAGAAAGGGCUGCUCUGGAGAGGAUGACUGCUGAAGCCCGACAAAGAGCAUUGACAGAGGCACGCGAAAGAUUGGAGAAGGCAUGUGCAGAGGCAAGAGAAAAUUCAUUGGCUGGAAAGGCAACUAUGGAGGCAAGGGUAAAGGCAGAGCGUGCAGCCGUAGAAAGAGCAACUGCAGAGGCCAGGGAACGAGCUGCAGAGAAAGUCAUGUCUGACAAGACUUCCUUUGGGGUGAGAGAGAGAAUGGAAAGAUCUGUUUCUGACAAAUUCUCUGCUUCUAACAUAAAUAUUGAAAUGAGACAGAAGUCUUCAUCCUCCGGUCAGCCCAGCCUUCAAUCUCAGAGUUUUGGCACUUCCAUUGCUUCAAGAUAUGCCUAUUACUCGGCUUACGAUGAGAGGAAGGAGGGUGUUGAUGGUGAAUCGCCACAAAGGUGUAAAGCCAGAUUAGAGAGGCAUCAAAGAACAGCAGAACGUGCAGCUAAAGCUCUGGCAGAAAAAAAUAUGCGUGAUCUUCUUGCACAAAGAGAGCAAGCUGAGAGAAAUAGAUUGGCUGACACAUUGGAUGCUGAUGUUAGGAGAUGGUCAAGUGGGAAGGAAGGAAAAUUGCGUGCCUUGCUUUCUACAUUGCAAUAUAUCCUGGGACCUGAUAGUGGUUGGCAGCCAAUUCCCUUAACGGAAGUUAUAACUGCCGCUGCUGUAAAGAAAGCUUACAGGAAAGCCACUCUGUGUGUUCAUCCGGACAAAUUACAACAAAGAGGUGCAAGCAUUCAGCAAAAGUAUAUAUGUGAGAAGGUCUUUGAUCUACUAAAGGAAGCUUGGAACAAAUUCAACUCCGAAGAGCGGUAGCCUGAGAUCAUAGUCCAAAUUUAUACACUUUUUGGCUACAAGCUGUGUAACUCUAGUAAUGCUGGUAAGUGCAGGCCUCAUGCUCAUCAAACGUGUAUAGUUUUUGAAUUCCACUCCUAAAGUCGAAAUUGAAUCAAUUAAAAGUGAAUGAAAUAUAGAGCCAUCUUGUUUGUAUAAUAUUGGAAAGUUCUUUGCUGUG
Molecule: messenger RNA, 4739 nt
Organism: Cucurbita pepo subsp. pepo (vegetable marrow)
Lineage: Eukaryota; Viridiplantae; Streptophyta; Magnoliopsida; Cucurbitales; Cucurbitaceae
Biological process (GO): clathrin-dependent endocytosis; clathrin coat disassembly
Cellular component (GO): intracellular membrane-bounded organelle; cytoplasm; vesicle
Molecular function (GO): clathrin binding
Source: RefSeq, a predicted model, not a curated record